UUGUGAGCGCCGCAGUGCGCAUGCUCACUAUAGUAGCCGGUUAUGGUGGCCGUGCAUGUUUGUCCAUGAGGUGGGGGACGCCUGCUGUUCCUGCAGUCUGUGACAGAGCGAUUCGAGCGACUCGCUGCCAUGGCUGGAGUGUUUGACAUUGAUUUGGACCAGCCGGAGGAGAAUGUCUCCGAUGAUGAGAACGAGGAGAUUGAAAUCAGUGACAUUAUGGAGCAGUGCGCUGGAUUUGAGUUCGACAUGGACGGCUGUGAGAAGAUUGAGAUCUCCGAGGACAACGUCAACCAGGGGGCGGAGAACAUCAGACCGGAGUGCUUUGAGCUGCUGCGGGUUCUCGGGAAAGGUGGUUAUGGAAAGGUUUUCCAAGUUCGCAAAGUUGUCGGAGCUGCAUCGGGCAAGAUAUUUGCCAUGAAAGUUUUAAAAAAGGCUAUGAUUGUUCGCAAUGCCAAGGACACGGCUCACACCAAGGCAGAGAGGAACAUUCUGGAGGAGGUGAAGCAUCCCUUCAUCGUCGAUCUCAUCUACGCCUUCCAGACCGGAGGGAAGCUGUACCUCAUCCUGGAGUACCUCAGCGGAGGAGAGCUGUUCAUGCAGCUGGAAAGGGAGGGCAUCUUCAUGGAGGACACAGCCUGUUUUUACCUAGCAGAGAUCUCCAUGGCUCUGGGUCAUCUGCACCAAAAAGGCAUCAUCUACAGAGACCUGAAGCCUGAAAACAUCAUGCUCAACAGCCAAGGUCACGUGAAGCUGACCGACUUCGGCCUGUGUAAAGAGUCCAUUCAUGACGGGACGGUGACACACACGUUCUGUGGGACUAUUGAGUACAUGGCUCCGGAGAUCUUGAUGAGAAGUGGACACAACCGAGCGGUAGACUGGUGGAGUCUGGGUGCUCUGAUGUACGACAUGCUUACAGGAGCGCCUCCUUUCACCGGUGAGAACCGUAAAAAGACCAUUGACAAGAUCCUGAAGUGCAAACUCAGCCUUCCACCCUACCUCACACAAGAAGCCAGAGAUCUCCUCAAGAGGCUGCUAAAGAGAAAUGCCUCUUCACGGCUGGGAGCUGGACCAGGAGAUGCAGCAGAAGUACAGGCUCAUCCUUUCUUCCGAUUUAUCAACUGGGAAGAUUUACUGGCUCGGAAAGUGGAGCCUCCCUUCAGACCUAUUCUGCAAUCAGCGGACGAUGUGAGUCAGUUUGACUCAAAGUUCACCAGUCAGACGCCAGUCGACAGCCCGGACGACUCCACGCUCAGUGAGAGUGCAAAUCAAGUCUUCCUGGGUUUCACGUAUGUCGCUCCAUCAGUCCUGGAAAACAUCAAAGAGAAGUUUUCGUUUGAGCCAAAAAUCCGCUCACCUCGACGAAUUAUGGACAGCCCAAGAACUCUUCCUAGCCCUGGCUGGGCCCGCAGCCCCCUCCUGCCCGGCAUUGGACCGAGUGUCCUCCACUCUCCUCAGGAGCAGGCCAUGGACAUGUCCAGCAUGGAGCAGAUGGACAUCACGAGCAGCUCCGAGGCCUCUGCUCCUCUUCCUAUCCGACAGCCAGCCGGGAUCAACCAUAUGAAGCAGCAGGCCUACCCCCUCGUGGCCAAGCGGCCUGAGCAUCUACGUAUGAACCUAUGACCUCUGACUCUUCGCCUCUUCGUUGAUACGUUUUAAAAACAAAGAAAACACGAUGGAUGCUCAAGACAAUGAAAAUCCACAAUUGUACACUACACAUGCUGUCACAAGCAGGAGUUUUCGUGUGCGUCAGAAGACAGCAGUGUCCCGCCACUUCUCCUCGGACACUUGGGAACGGCGACCUGUCGCCUUCACAUUGUACGCUUGGGACUGAAACGCCGUCGGUCCAAAUUACAGGACGUCCAGAGUGCUUCAGGCCGUUUCAGCUCAUCUCAGUGAUUAUUGGACAGAUUGUGGCUUUGAAUAAAUUAGGUGUACUAUUUAAAGAAAACAAGUCAAAGGAAUGAUUGUGACUGGCUGAGGCUCCGUCCCCGAGACGUGAAGUUUUGUUUUAGUCAUACAAAGAGGGACGCAUCAGCUGAUUCAGAGCCUGAAUUAAAUCAGAUAAAAUUGC
Messenger RNA from Nothobranchius furzeri (turquoise killifish), 2071 nucleotides. RefSeq names its product ribosomal protein S6 kinase b, polypeptide 1b (gene rps6kb1b). Gene Ontology annotation, molecular function: protein serine/threonine kinase activity; ATP binding. The record is from RefSeq and is a predicted model, not a curated record. NCBI's taxonomy places the organism in Eukaryota, Metazoa, Chordata, Actinopteri, Cyprinodontiformes, Nothobranchiidae. Gene Ontology annotation, biological process: peptidyl-serine phosphorylation; signal transduction.